Hyposmocoma kahamanoa is the source of this 3374-nucleotide messenger RNA. RefSeq names its product kinesin heavy chain (gene Khc). The transcript has 19 exons. Lineage: Eukaryota; Metazoa; Arthropoda; Insecta; Lepidoptera; Cosmopterigidae. The coding region runs from base 166 to 3069 and encodes 967 amino acids. The record is from RefSeq and is a predicted model, not a curated record. Gene Ontology annotation, molecular function: microtubule motor activity; microtubule binding; ATP binding. Gene Ontology annotation, biological process: microtubule-based movement.
CCACAAAUCGAAGAAUAUGGCCGACAUUUUGAUAUGCUGUCAUGAAGAUUUUUCAGUAACAUAAAAUUUUAACUUUCUAGUUCUUCAUGCACGGUUUUAGGUUCCAAAACGUUUUAUAUUUUAUUCAAUAGACUGUGUUUAGUGUAAGCUAUUUUGUUUUAAAAAAUGGCAGCAGAUCGCGAGGUUGCUGCUGAAGACAGUAUUCGAGUUGUCUGCCGAUUUCGGCCACUGAACGACUCUGAAGAAAAGGCUGGAUCCAAAUUUAUUGUGAAAUUUCCAUCAGGACCCGACGAUAACUGCAUUUCUAUAGGGGGAAAAGUGUAUUUGUUUGACAAAGUAUUCAAACCUAAUGCGACCCAAGAAAAGGUGUACAAUGAAGCAGCAAAAAGUAUUGUUUUGGAUGUUUUGGCUGGAUACAAUGGCACUAUAUUUGCCUAUGGUCAAACCAGUUCUGGAAAAACACAUACUAUGGAGGGUGUCAUAGGCGAUUCUGGCAAACAGGGUAUUAUUCCAAGGAUAGUCAAUGAUAUAUUCAAUCACAUCUAUGCAAUGGAAGAAAACCUGGAGUUUCACAUAAAAGUGUCCUAUUUUGAAAUUUACAUGGACAAAAUUAGGGAUUUACUAGAUGUGUCGAAAGUUAAUCUCAGUGUUCAUGAGGACAAAAAUAGGGUUCCAUUUGUAAAAGGUGCUACUGAAAGAUUUGUGUCAAGUCCAGAAGAGGUGUUUGAGGUUAUAGAAGAAGGAAAAUCAAACAGACAUAUUGCUGUCACAAACAUGAACGAACACUCAUCAAGAUCUCAUUCAGUCUUCCUAAUAAAUGUAAAACAGGAAAAUUUGGAAAACCAAAAGAAACUAUCUGGAAAGCUAUAUCUUGUGGACUUGGCUGGUUCUGAAAAGGUAUCUAAAACUGGUGCUGAAGGUACUGUACUGGAUGAAGCUAAAAACAUUAACAAAUCAUUGUCGGCCUUGGGUAACGUUAUUUCGGCGCUAGCAGACGGCAACAAAUCGCACAUCCCUUACAGAGAUUCAAAACUGACCCGUAUCUUACAAGAGUCGCUUGGUGGUAAUGCGAGGACAACCAUAGUCAUUUGCUGUUCACCUGCUUCUUUCAACGAGAGUGAAACGAAAAGUACCCUUGACUUCGGUAAAAGAGCUAAAACUGUUAAGAACGUUGUAUGCGUCAAUGAAGAACUUACAGCUGAAGAAUGGAAACGUCGUUAUGAAAGGGAGAAGGAGAAGGUGGCUAGGCUCAAAGGAAAGGUGGAGAAACUGGAAGCGGAGCUCAGCCGCUGGCGGUCUGGCGAGACAGUACGACCCGAAGAACAAGUCAACCUCCAGGAGAUCGAUGCUGUCACACCUGUCACAUCCUUCAUUGAAGAAAAGCCUCCAGCGCUGCCACCGGUGCCGGUAGCAGUGUCGAGUGCGGUGGAAGAUGCAGCAAUGCAGGGCAAGUUGGAGGCAUUGUACCAGCAGCUGGACGACAAAGACGAGGAGAUUAACCAACAGUCACAGCUCGUCGAAAAGCUUAAAGACCAGAUGUUGGAACAAGAGGAACUCAUUGCUUGCACAAGGCGCGACUACGAGGCCUUGCAAGGUGACAUGAACCGCAUACAGCAGGAGAAUGAAGCUGCAAAGGAGGAGGUAAAGGAGGUACUGCAGGCGCUCGAGGAGUUGGCCGUCAAUUACGACCAGAAGUCGCAGGAGGUGGACAGCAAGAGCCGCGAGUGCGACCAGCUAUCUGAGGAGCUGCAGACCAAACAGAGUGCUCUCACAACGGCGACGGCGGAAUUGCAACAGCUUCGCGACAUGUCUGCACAUCAGCGAAAGCGCAUCGCAGAAUUGUUGACCAAUUUGCUACGCGAUCUGGCCGAAAUUGGUGCCGCGGUCGGCGGCACCGAGCUCGACUUCAAGCUCAACGUCGACACUGUCGGAAAACUGGAAGAGGAGUUCACCGUCGCUCGCCUGCACAUCAGCAAGAUGAAGAGCGAAGUCAAGAACAUUGUACAACGCUGCCAUUCUCUCGAGUCUGCCAAUAUUGACGCCAAUCAGAAGAUCGAAGAGUACGAACGAUCCCUCGGUGAGUGCAGGCUUCUGAUCUCACAACAUGAGGCGCGAUGCGCCUCACUUGCAGAAUCGAUGCGCGAGGCCGAAAAUAAGAAGAGACAGCUGGAAGAAGCUGCGGACGCACUUCGUGAGGAAUGCGCUCGCCUGCAGGCGGCCGAGAAGGUGCAACUCGCAGCGGCGGAGCAGCGGGCGGACUCGCAGGUGCGCAGCGCGCUUGAGGCACAAUUGGAGCAGCUGCGAACCACGCAUGCCACGCAACUGGCAGCUUUGCGCGACGAACUCGCCGCUAACCAGCGCCAGCUGCAGGAACUCAAGGAUUCGUACCAGGAGUUGACUCUGGCCCGCCAACAACUGCAAGACGACUACGAUAAACUGAAACGCGAGGAGGCCGACAAGUCUGCGAAACUCAAGGAGCUCAUUCAAAGUGUGGAGCGGCGUGAGCAAGCUCGUGCAGAUCUCAAAGGUUUGGAAGAUACAGUUGCCAAGGAACUUCAGACCCUGCAUAAUCUGCGAAAGCUCUUCGUGCAGGAUCUCCAGGCUAGGAUAAAGAAAUCCACCAACUCGGAGGAAGGUGCCGAAGAGGAAGGCGGUUCGCUCGCUCAGAAGCAAAAGAUCUCUUUCUUAGAGAACAACCUGGAACAGCUGACGAAAGUGCACAAGCAGCUGGUGCGCGACAACGCCGACCUACGCUGCGAGCUGCCCAAACUCGAGAAGCGUCUGCGCGCAACUAUGGAACGCGUCAAAGCCCUCGAAACUGCGCUCAAGGACGCUAAGGAAGGUGCUAUGCGUGAUCGUAAGCGGUACCAGUUCGAGGUGGACAGAAUCAAGGAGGCAGUCCGAGCCAAGAAUCUCGCCCGAAGAGGCCCACAGGCGCAAAUUGCAAAACCAAUCCGAGCUGGUGGCGGUCACCUAGUGGGCGGCGGCGCGCCUGGUGUCGUACGGCCAGUGCCUACUCAGGACGUGAACAGGAAACCCAUCAUCGUUGGCGCACGGAAUGAGAGUUGAAGAGACAGCCGUUACAUCAUAGAGAAUUUAAGGAAAAUUUCAUAGAUGUAUUAUUUGAGUACUGGGGCGGCGUAAAACAAUCUAAAAAAUUAUACCCAUUAUAUGACUACGUGUUAUAAAAAGCCUAAUGUAACUGCAACAAAAAAGGAAUAAUAUCAUAGUACUGUUAGGCUUAUAAUCUUUCGAGCUAUGUAAUGUUAACGUCAAGUAAGUGCACAUGGAUUUAGAGCAGUAAUAGCUUUCGCUAAUUAUUAUAUAGGAAAAAGUUUCAUAAAAUUGAUAUCUGUUAUUGUUAAAUACCUGGG